Molecule: messenger RNA, 3210 nt
Organism: Akanthomyces muscarius
Lineage: Eukaryota; Fungi; Ascomycota; Sordariomycetes; Hypocreales; Cordycipitaceae
Exons: 1
Coding region: 1-3210 (1069 amino acids)
Source: RefSeq, a predicted model, not a curated record
AUGGGAUCGUCGACAGAGCACAUGUAUCGGGCCCUCUCCGACCCGUUGGUCCCGUCGCCUAGGCAGUUCAAAAAGCAUAAGACCUUGCCUCGACCGGCAAACGACAUCGACCUUGCCCCAGAUGUCACUCCCUCCCGAGCCACCUCGGAUGCCUAUCGUCUAGUCCUUGACGCCUCAUACGCCCUCAGCUCAUCCGCCACCCACUCGUCCCCGGCCGCCGGCUCCCAGACCGUCAAGCCGACGUCACGACGCCUUGCCUCGACUUCCGCUGCUGGCCCUGAUCCUCCGCCAACACCCCCAGCGCACUCUCGCGCUUCAUCCAGUGGAAACCCCACACUAGAUCCAAGCCCGACCGCAGCGGAACCUGCCAGACUGCAUCCUCCUCCGCCCCUUGCGCUGCGGAAACCUCCCGUAACGCCACCCGAUCAAAGAAGCCCACCGACUCCUGACGUAACACCCCCGAAGCCUCAAACUGCCGUGAAAGCUGUGCGCCAACCGCACUGGGAGCAAUCUUCCACUGGCGCCACCCCGACCGACUCUCGCAACGACUCGUUCAAGACGGCCCAGGAAGAGCAAUUCUCCUCGGAAGACGACCAUGCUCGCGCUGCCCUGAAGUCCCGAACCAACUCGGCGCACACCUCACAGACCACCAUCCUGCGCAUCCCAGAGCUGCCUGCACCUGCUCCCGUGCAGGUGCAGCCCCUGGCCUCCGCCCCAGGGAACCCUCCCGUCAGUGUGCAGCAGCUGACUCCACGUACCAUGGAUGAAUUUCGCCAAUUCGACGGAGAAUGGGACUCUGCGCGGCAGCUAGCCAAGGACCGCAACCACGAGCAGCAGCAGGACGGCAGCCGGCCGCGUGCAGUUGUCAGCAAGCGGAAGCGCCCAGUUCCCAAGACGCCCAUCAUUACAUCCCCACCUACAGCUAAGCGCGAGGUGGUGGAAGAACAUGUCAUCACCCCUACCGCUGCCACUCGCGCCGCACGACAUGUCCAGGUUCGAGACAAUGCUGUUGUGGACGCAUCGCCCGUUAGCUCCUCAGUACGAUCCGUUUCCGAAACUUCAGCCAGUGUCGAUGCUCGGAGAUCUUCAGCGACAUCUGCACGAUCAAGUUCUUCUGCUGUUGUCGAAGUUCUUGUUAUGAAUGGCCCUGCUCAGCCGCCCCAGCGAAGACGCACUCUCCGACAUGUCAAGAAACAAAAUCUGCUGCGGCAGCCUCUACCCGUGCCCGAUAGAUCCUCCGGCAGCAGCUUCGAUGCUCACCGGCGUCUUCCUCAGCCGCAGCGCAAGCGCCACGAAAGCCCCGUGUCUCGCGACCGCAGCCGACCACCCAGCACGCAGGUCACCUCUAAUCACCCCAUUGGAGAUAAUAGGGCGCGCCGUGAAAUCUGGAGCAACGGAGGUAUCCCGGUCAUUGUUGUGCCAGAUAGGCGUUCCUCAAAUCGCAGCAAAUCGCGCGAACCGUCGCUACGCUCUACUUCUAGUAAACGCUCCAAGAGAUCUGCUAGCAUUGGUUCGCCCCAACGGACCCGAGGCUCCCUGGACACGUCUCGGCCCGAGUCUCUGGCCCGCGGCAGAAAUGCUGGCAGAACCGCCGGCGAUGAACGAACCAUGGAUUUUGCUCCAUUUAUCCCGGCUCGUUCCUCAUCGCUCUCUGCUCCGACCAGCCGAAACGUUUCCCGCACGAACUCACUGACGACUGAGAGCAUGCGAGCGCACAAUGACUUGCAAAGAAAGGAGGACGAAGCAAAUUCAGUCAAUUCAGCCAAGGCCGUCAAAUCAGAGCGUCAUGUGGGUGAGACGUUCCCGGUGCUCAGCCUACCGCUUGCGCCGACAUCUCCUAUAAAGCCCGCUGAUGCCCAGUUCAACCGCGACAGACCAAUGAGCCCGCCGCUUGACCAGCUUCCUACUGAGGAUGGCAUGAGUGCCAAGAAAUACUCAUCUCGAAAUACUCCCUUUUCAGUUACAUCGGUUGCUACCACCGGGACUGCGCCAGAAGUCUCGGAGGCGUUCGCGGUGCACAUGUACCCGCACCAGAACUCGUCUGUCGUCAUGAUAAACCAUUCUGCCCGGCCGUCCGACUCUUCUAGCGCAGCACAUAUCGCAGCGUUACCUCAGCUCGUCCCGACUAUUACUACUACUGACGCCCAAGGCGAGCCGCCCGUCACACCCCCCGAGCAGCAAAACAAGACCGAAGAUGUCGACUCUCCACUGCGCAACCCACGAGCACCGCCUGACCCUCCUUCGCAUCCACCUAUGCUCAACCUGAUCCCUGCUACGCCAUCUGGAGCUACCCCAGCCGACGAGAGUGACAGGCGAUUGGGAAAUUUCUUUGAAACAACACCACCAAGACGCGAGUCUCUUAUCAAACGGGCUUUCAGCCGUCGCCGUCGCAACUCUGUUGAUUAUCCACCAAACUCGGCCAAGUCUCCUGGCAGACUGACCCGGUCAUUUUCGCUGUCUCGAUCUCUGGGUCUGGACUCGAGUGCUCGCCCAGUAUUUGGAGUCGACAUUGAUGGCGAGGUAGCGCCCAAGAAAGCGAGCAGGGACCCUGUGGAGCGAGAGAAGCUCCAUCCACUGUGGCGUCCGCAAUAUGAGGACGACGAGUGUGAGUAUGGUGACAGCUGCCCUCACCACAGCAAGCGCGACACGACAUAUCGCUAUCCACUCGUGGACAACCGCCCUCGCCCGCCCAAGAGGAGCCUCAGCGCCCGCAUGAAGAACACAUUUGCCAUUCUGCCGGCCCGAAACGAUAGGCAGUAUCCGGUCGAGGACAGGACAAGUUGGCCAGAGCGUCGAAUUAUUCGCCGGACGCCCAGCGGCAAUUUGCGAGUGAUGCAGCGACGCGCCAGUCUAGAAUCCCUGCCCAUGUCGCCCCGUCUCAAUAGAGGACAAACAGAGCCGCUACGCCCGUCCACCGAUACGGAACAAACUCGACGUCCGUUUCGACUGCCAGGCGCCCUCCGCCGCGCAGAGACGGCAGACGCUGGAACAGGCCAACGCCGACGACGUUUCUCGUUGAGCGAUAAGCUGGAAGACAUUCACAACAUCCCGCGUUUCCUGAACGACAAGCGACGCGAGAAGAGAACGCAAGAGCUGCGCCAAAUGAUCAGCGGUCCUACCAACGUUCGCGAUGGCGUCGGCGAGGUGGUCCGCCGGGGCAACAGCUGGGGUAACCGGGAAACCUUCAACGCGAACCACAACGACUUUUGA